AUGUCCAAGUUAGAAAUAGAGAAAAUGUUGGAACAACAAACGAUUGAUUUUGAUAAGCAUUUCAUUGCUUUCUUGAAAUUGCCUCCUGAAAUUAUUCAACGUGUUAUCUCUUAUAUUAGAAAAGAUUUGUUGACUAUAUUCUUGGAUUGUAAUGCUUUAGUACCAUUUAUUUUACCGUAUAUUGAACGACAAGUUGAAAUAGUGACAUAUAUUUAUGAAAUUACAGGUCCACUACUUUGGAGCUCUUUUGAACUGAAUACUUUAAAUAUGCCACAAUUGUCGAUGACUAAACUAAAGGAACUUAUGGAUAGUUAUAAAAUUUGUCCAAAGGAAGCUACAAUAGACAUCAGAGCCAAUGUUGAUUUUACAAAUUAUCAAGAAGGUAACAAUAUAACGAGUGAUCAUGAUGAAGAAAAUAGAGAGGCUGAGUACCAAUUGAUUAAUUUAGUCGAUGAAAGUCUUGAUAAGUGGUGUGAAUAUAAUCAAGAAAUUUUAGGAAAAGUGAAGAAUUGGAGACUUCAAGAUAAAAUUUAUCAAAGAGACGGAGCCCAAUUCCUUUCCAAACUAAAUUCGUAUAUGAAUUUAAUGUCAUUUGAUGUCAUGUUUCCAGAAUACGAUGAUGUUGAUCCUGAAACCCAGAAGGAAAUAUUGAAUUGUAUUCCAGAAUCAGUUUCCUGUCUUUCCUUUGAUAUGAAGGAUGGGCUGAUAAAUUCUAAUUUUCUCAAAUAUUCAUAUUUAAGGAAGUUGAAGUGUCCAAUUACUUCCCGUAAUCAAAUUAACUUAAUUCCUCCUAGUGUCGAGUCGUUGAAUAUAUACGCCUAUAAUGAGGCUGAAGUUAUGUUUUUAGACACGGAUAAAGUUCCACCCAACUUAAAAGAGUUUGCAGUUAUUACUGGAUUCGGAUAUAAUAAUAUUGAAAUUCUCAUUAAACAGAUGGACAAAUUGGGGUCAUUCAAAAUUUGUCAAUACUGGACGUCAACAAGAAUUGAAUCCUUGUGUUUACCUGAUUCCAACAUCACUAAUCUAGUGAUAGAUUCAUGUGGUUUUGAUGACUAUUCAUCAAUUAGAAAAUAUAAAGGCUUGAAGAGAUUAAAAAUUAUUGGGUCAAUUAUUCUGCUGAAUUUGCUUGUAUCGGAAGAUGAUUUCCCAAACAUGCAAGAACUUAUAUUUAUGCCAAGUGGUAUGGUAAAUCCGAACUAUUUGGAUGCCUCAGUCUCAAAUUUAGAAGAUCCAUUUACUCCGCUGGGUGACAAAUUGGUAUUUCCGCCAAACUUAGCCAAUCUUGAAAUUAACUCUGACUUCAUUUUCAAGACAUUGAAUCUUCCAAGAAAAUUAAAUUCUUUAACUUUAUCAAGAACAAUAUUCCCCAAUGGAAUUACGUUCAAACUUCCAGAUACGCUUAGGUAUCUAAAACUAUCAGAAACAAAGCUUAGAAGUUUGGAUGAUUUCCAUUUUCCUACAAAUUUGGAAGUUCUUAUUAUCCACUGUAAUAGACAUUUGAAGUCGAUGACAAAUACCAAUUUAAGUAGCCUUGGACAUUUAUAUUUCGUUGAUUUUUUUGGAAAUAGAAUUUGCGAUCCAGAUAAACCUAGAGAAAGUAAUCGUUACAAGUAUAAUACAUUCAAUUCUUCAAUGAGUGAUAAAAAUGAUAAUCAUUCUGAAUGCUCUUCUACUCUCAGCACCGAGGAGUAG
This is a messenger RNA of Candida tropicalis MYA-3404, 1692 nucleotides long. RefSeq lists its product as uncharacterized. NCBI's taxonomy places the organism in Eukaryota, Fungi, Ascomycota, Pichiomycetes, Serinales, Debaryomycetaceae. Bases 1 to 1692 code for a protein of 563 amino acids. The record is from RefSeq and is a predicted model, not a curated record. The transcript has a single exon.